CAACAGGCUGGUUUUAAAAGAAGGAGUGUAAAUUGAAUGUGAGAGUAUUUUUGCAAUUCAAACAAUGACGAGACUGAUUUCUCUUUGCAUAUUAUUUGGUUUUGUAACACACUGUUAUGGUACAAAAUGUUUUGAGUGCCAGCAUGUACCAUACCCACGUGACUGCUUGAAGCUGACAGUUUGCAAUCCUGAUGAGGUUUGUUUCACGGAACAAGUUGUAACAGCAAGCAGAAACGUAGCUUUCAAUUCCGGCUGUCUACCAAAAUCACAAUGUCCUUCCGCUUCGAUACCUGUCAUUGGUAAAAGGUCAGCGAACAUUGUUAAUACACGCUCAUCAGACAUCUUAGCAUGUCAGGAAUGCUGUGCCGGUGAUUUCUGCAACAUGAAGGGAUGCGGAACUCACGAAAUUCCCAUUGAGCAACGCGGUCCGUACUGUUACACGUGUGAUGUGCAAAACCCCAAAGAUUGUACCAAUGUUACUGUCUGUGGCAAAAAUGAAAUGUGCAUGUUAUACCAUCCCGUUGAAUUGGGUGGCCGCCCUAGCACUUUGUACAGAGGUCAAUGUGAAACACGGGCGGCAUGUAAUGCAUUAACACAAGCAUUCAGCAAUCCAAUUUGUAAACCUAUAUGCUGUAAUACAGAUUUCUGUAACGAUCGUUGUGGAACUCUCUCAAACAUCACCAUGACAACAUCACAUCCACACACCUCUCAUGCGAAGACCCUUAUAACAGAAAACAAACAGACAGUUACAACGAAGCCAAACUUACAUACCGAUACUACAACUAUGGCAACUCUAUCGUCUACGAAUUCGUACUGCAACAAAGGAAAUUACGUGUAUUUACACAAUGCGCAUGCGCAGCUUUGUAUCCAUGUUGUAAAUGGCCAUAGGCCAGUAUCCUGGGGAGACGCUCGAGCAUUGUGCAAGGCAAAGGGAGAAGAUCUUGCUGUUUUAGAUACUCACGAAAAGGUUUUAUUAGUGGAAGACUUGCUACAAAGUCAUUCUCAAUAUAACCACUCUUUCUACUGGAUAGGAGCAAAAGACUUCAAUAACCAAAACCAUUUCAUCUGGACAGAUGGGCAAACAUUACUAAACACAGAAGCUGAUUGGGAUAGGGGCGAGCCGGAUCAUGUGGUGAACGGCGUCGACCAAGACUGCGUCAGCAUGUAUAAAAAACGUUACGGUAUAAAGUGUUUUGAGUGCCAGCAUGUACCAAACCCACGUGACUGUACAAAGCUAACGAUUUGCAAUUCCGAUGAGGUUUGUUUCACGGAACAAGUUGUAACAGCAAGCAGAAAUGGUUCUUUUAAUUCCGGCUGUCUACCAAAGUCACAAUGUCCUUCCGUUUGGAUUCCUAUCAUUGGUAAAAGGUCGAUGAACAUUGUGAAUACACCCUCAACUAAUACCUUAACAUGUAGAGAAUGCUGUGCCGGAGAUUUCUGUAAUAUGAAGGGAUGCGGAACACAUCACAAACUACACAAGGUGUUAGGUUAUAUUAACCAGUCAAAAGACAGAAAAGAUUUCUGUAACGAUCGUUGUGGACCUCCCUCAAACACCACCAGGACAACAUCACAUCCACACAACUCUGAUGCAAAGACCAUUAUAACAAAUAAACAUUCUACUCUGCAACAACCUAUGCGACAAACAACAAAGUUACCAGUUUCCUUGACAACUAAGUCUCUGAAAGAUAAUAGGACAGAAGGUAGAGCCUCAUUUCAUUUACCUAUGUGCAAAACGUAUUUGGCGUCAAAGAAACAAAAAGAUCGUUAG
Mercenaria mercenaria is the source of this 1768-nucleotide messenger RNA. RefSeq lists its product as uncharacterized. The coding region runs from base 65 to 1768 and encodes 567 amino acids. Lineage: Eukaryota; Metazoa; Mollusca; Bivalvia; Venerida; Veneridae. The record is from RefSeq and is a predicted model, not a curated record. The transcript has 14 exons.